AUGACCGUACGACGGGCAGCUGCGGAACUGGUCAGACCGCAGAAGUCCAUUACUCAAACACCAAUCCAAGGAUGGCCAGGAUGGGAUGCGAAUCGCUUUCAGUGUCAUCAGUGUGGUUUCUUACUUCGUCCUGGCUCUUCUGUCACCAUCAGCUUCAGGCUGUACAAGUCUGUCAUCCAAGGUAUACAGAAAUCAGAAGAGGGCCAUCCAUUCAAAGCCUACCUGGAUGUAGACAUUGCUGUGUCCUCAGAAGCUUUCCAUAAUCACGUGAAUGCUGCCAUGGUGCACAUCAACAGGGCCCUGAAACUCAUUAUUCGUCUCUUUCUGGUGGAAGAUUUGGUUGACUCCUUGAAGCUGAAUGUUUUCGUGUGGCUAAUGACCUACGUUGGUGCCGUUUUCAAUGGAAUCACCCUUCUGAUUCUUGCCGAACUGCUCAUUUUCAGUGUCCCCAUUGACUGUGAGAAGUACAAGACCCAGAUUGAUCACUAUGUUGGCAUUGCCCACGAUCAGACCAAGUCAAUUGUUGAAAAGAUACAAGCAAAACUCCCUGGAAUUGAAAAAAAAAAAAGGCGGAAUAAGUACAUGGAAACCAGAAAUGCAACAGUUACUAAAACACCACUUAAUAGUUAUAACGUUAUUACAUGUACUCUGAAGGAACUGCAUUCCAAGCUUCUUUUUCUUAAUUUGGUGUUUUCUCCCCUCCUUUCCCUUUACCCUCAGUAUCAAGCACAAGAAUUGUUGCACUAAAAAAGGAACUGAUAUCUUAGAACCCAAAAGAAUAAAGAGAGAGUCAAAUUAA
Messenger RNA from Canis lupus familiaris (dog), 799 nucleotides. Its product is annotated as reticulon-3-like. The transcript has 2 exons. Gene Ontology annotation, biological process: neuron differentiation; endoplasmic reticulum tubular network formation; brain development. Bases 1 to 747 code for a protein of 248 amino acids. Gene Ontology annotation, cellular component: neuron projection; postsynaptic density. The record is from RefSeq and is a predicted model, not a curated record. Lineage: Eukaryota; Metazoa; Chordata; Mammalia; Carnivora; Canidae.